Molecule: messenger RNA, 1662 nt
Organism: Cladophialophora psammophila CBS 110553
Lineage: Eukaryota; Fungi; Ascomycota; Eurotiomycetes; Chaetothyriales; Herpotrichiellaceae
Product: acyl-CoA dehydrogenase
Exons: 5
Coding region: 1-1662 (553 amino acids)
Molecular function (GO): flavin adenine dinucleotide binding; oxidoreductase activity, acting on the CH-CH group of donors
Source: RefSeq, a predicted model, not a curated record
AUGUCCAAACGAUUCUCCGCCGCCGAGGUUGCAUCCCACAACAAGGCCAACAACCUCUACAUUAUCGUCGACGAGGACGUCUAUGACUUGACCAAGUUUCAAGACGAGCAUCCAGGCGGGAAAAAGAUCCUGCAGCGUGUUGCCGGUAAAGAUGCCUCGAAGCAAUUCUGGAAAUAUCACAACGAGGGAAUCCUCAAGAAAUACAAGGCCAAGUUGCAGGUCGGAUCGUUAGACACCAAAAGGGUCGAGGCGCCCCCCACCCCUCCGGUGACACCUCCGGCCGAAAAAGUCCAGGAGGAAAAGGUUCGUCGUCAAGCGGUACCUGGCACCGUCGCUCCUUCACCGGGUCCGUCUGCUCCGGAAGACGCCGAGGCGCUGGAACCAUUUGGGUCUCUCAUUCCCUUUGGCGAUCCAAGUUGGUAUCAGGGCUACCAUUCGCCCUACUACAACGAGACUCACGCUGCUCUCCGUGCCGAAGUCCGAGAAUGGGUGGAGAACGAGAUCGAGCCGUACGUGACGGAGUGGGACGAGGGCAAGAAAGUACCCGACGAGAUCUACAAACAGAUGGGUGAACGAGGCUACCUGGCUGGCCUGUUGGGAGUCAAGUAUCCGACGCAUCUGGUCAAGAACAGCGUCAAGAGCGUGCCACCCGAGAAAUGGGACCUGUUUCACGAAAUGCUCCUCACGGACGAACUGUCGCGCACCGGCUCGGGCGGGCUGGUUUGGAACCUGAUCGGAGGCUUUGGGAUCGGCUGCCCGCCGCUGGUCAAGUACGGCAAGAAGGAGCUCGUCAGCCGCAUCCUCCCGGGGAUCCUCGCCGGGGACAAGAGAAUAUGCUUGGCCAUCACCGAGCCUGACGCUGGUUCCGACGUCGCCAAUCUCACCUGCGAGGCCAAGUUGUCCGAAGACGGCAAGCAUUUCAUCGUCAACGGAGAGAAGAAGUGGAUUACCAACGGAAUCUGGUGCGACUACUUCACCACUGCCGUGAGAACUGGUGGUCCUGGGAUGGGAGGGAUCAGUCUCUUGUUGAUCGAGCGCAGCGAAGGUGUCAGCACGCGACGGAUGGACUGCCAAGGUGUCUGGAGCAGUGGAACUACGUAUAUUACAUUUGAGGACGUCAAAGUCCCUGUCGAGAAUGUGCUGGGCAAGGUCAAUAAAGGCUUCCAAGUGAUCAUGACCAACUUCAACCACGAACGAAUCGGCAUCAUCAUUCAAUGCCUGCGGUUCUCGCGCGUGUGCUUUGAAGAGUGUGUCAAAUACGCAUCCAAGAGAAAGACGUUCGGACAGAAACUCAUCAACCACCCUGUCAUCCGCAUGAAGCUCGCGCACAUGGCGCGGCAGAUCGAGGCCAGCUACAACUGGCUGGAGAACAUCAUCUACCAAUGCCAGCGGAUGGGGGAGACGGAAGCCAUGCUCCGGCUGGGGGGCGCGAUCGCGGGGCUCAAGGCUCAAGCGACAACGACGUUCGAGUUCUGCACCAAGGAGGCGGCGCAGGUGUUUGGGGGGCUGGCCUAUUCGCGAGGUGGGCAGGGGGGAAAGAUCGAGCGGUUGUACCGUGAUACCCUGGCGUACAAGAUUCCUGGCGGCAGCGAGGAAAUCAUGCUGGAUUUGAGUAUGCGACAGAGCCUGAAGGUGCACAAGGCGCUGGGGAUGAAGCUGUGA